AUGCCGCCAUCCCCGACCGCCCCCCGCACCAGCGACUUCUUCGACUUCACGCCCCCAACCUACACGCCGCUCCCCACGCCCACCUCGAUCCGGCUCCUCAAAAUCAUCUCCCGCCGCAGCCCCUCCCACCUCCACCCCCCGACCUCCCAAGCCCCCCUACCCGCCUCCAUUUGCGGCCACCCCUUGAUCCAAUGCACCCUCGAAACCUACGACCUGCAAGCCGGCAGCAACACCACCACCACGUCCACCACCACCCCGCCCCGGCCCCUCCCCCCCUACGCCGCCCUCUCCUACACCUGGGACAACCCGGAGCCGGACUGGUUCACGCGCGGCACCGACGCCACGCGCGACGCGUACAACAGCACGGGCGCCGCGACGUGGCCCAUCAGCGUCGACGGCCGGCUGUUCCUGGUGCGCAAGAACCUGUUCGAGGCGCUGCAGCAGUUCCAUCCGGACAAUGACGCGAGCCCGGACGACGGUAACGACGAUAGCGACGAUGAUAGCGACGAUGAUAGCGACGACGACGACGACGACGACGACGACGACGACGAUGACGAGCUGAAUGACGAUGAUGAGGCGCUGAUCGACGCGGCGACGGAGGGCGACCUGGCGCGGGUGAGGCGGCUGCUGAGGCGGGGCGAGGCGAGCGUCGGGGCCAGCGACGGGUGGGGGGAGACGGCGCUGCAUUAUGCGGCGGAGAUGGGGCACUGGGGGUGUGUGAGGGAGCUCGUUGCGGCGGGGGCGCAGACCGGGGUGGUGGAUCUGAAGGGGAGGACCCCGUUGCAGUGCGCGAUGCAGUAUGGCCGGAGGGGGCCGGGGUUCAGGCGCAUCUGGCGGUUCUUGGGGGAUGAGGGGUGGAGGAGGGGGGUGUUGGCGAGGAUGGAGAGGGGGGAGGAUGUGGAGGAGGAGGAAGAGGGGGAGGGGGAGUGGAGUGGGUUGGAGGAUUAUGAGGGGGAUGAUAGUGAUGAUGACGAGGAAGAAGAUGAGGGCGGGGAGGACGGGGAGGACGAGGAGGACGAGGAGGAUGAGGAGGACGAGGGAGAAGAAGAUGACGAUGAUGAUGACGACAGCAGUUCCGGCGACGAAGACAGGGAAAGCAGUGCAGCUGAAGACGCGGGGCUGGGGUCUGAAGAGAGAAUGCUGUGGAUAGAUGCACUGUGCAUCAACCAGGGCGACCUCGAGGAGCGCGCGGCACAAGUCAAGAUCAUGCCAAAGAUCUACGACCGCGCAGACGAGGUGCUCGUCUGGCUGGGCACCGGCCUCGACCGCGCCUGGAGACUCCAACGUGCCAUCCAGCGAGUCAACAACGCUGACGGCGACCUGGACGAACUGGCCCGCAAGUGGCGCAACUCGCUCGAGCACCUGCUCCGCCACGGCAUGGGACCCGGCGAGAACGAGCUGCCCGAGGACUGCAUCAUGGCACCGGGCGAGGUCGAAGAGCUCUCCCACUGGCUGACCCGAUCCUACUUCACCCGCACCUGGGUCAUCCAAGAGCUCAGCCUGGCCAAGCGCGUGCGCAUGUUCUCCGGCCCCUACGAGUUCAACUGGCCCGACGUGCUCAAGUUCCUCGCCCUCCUCGCCCGCAUCGGCUACUUCGACAACUCGACCUUCUGGCGCAUCGACAACGGCAAGCGGUCCGAAGACGCCAUCGGCGGCGACAGCACCGAACCCUGGAAGCUCGCCUCCAUCCGCCUGCGCACCCGCAACGACCCCUCGGAAUGGUCCCUCCUCGCCCCCAUCUUCUCCUCCUCUUCCAACAACGACAAAACCCUCCGCCGCACCUCCUCCCCCCUCUCCCUCCCCCUCCUCCUCUCCCUCGCCUGGACCUCCGCCUCCAAAGACCCCCGCGACAAGAUCUUCGCCCUCCUCACCAUCGCCCAGCCGCUGCCCCCACCCUCCACCAUCGCAAUCGACUACACCACCCCCGUCCCCCGCCUCUUCACCCGCGUCGCCCGCCUCUUCCUCCGCGGCUCCGGCGACGACGCCCUGUACGACUUCUCCUUCCCCGGCCCUACUACCACCAGCCCGUCGUCCUCGUCCAGCGCCGGCAGCGCCCUCGAGCCCCUCGAAGGCCUCUCCUUCGUGCAGCCGCCGCACAUGGGCCCGCGCACCCGCAUCCCCGGCCUGCCGUCGUGGGUGCCCGAGUUCAGCACGCCGCUGACGACGACGCGGCUGUGGCGGCGGGGGUUCGAUUGCGCCACCGCGGAGCAGUACGACCUCGAUGUCGACGUCGAUGUGGAUGUGGAUGUGGAUGCGGAGAGAGAGGAAGGGGCCGGCCGGGCCGGCCGCGUGUUGAGGGUGCGGGCGGCGGCGGGGUGGGACGAGGUGGUGGGGGUGCAGGAGGAGUGGGGGAGGGACGAGAGCUUGACGGUUGAUGUGCCGGUGUGGUUGGAGGUGGUGCUGGGGAUGGCGGCGGGUGGUGGUGGCGGGGUGUAUGGGCCGACGGGGGAGUGUGUGAUGCAGGCGUUGUGUCGGACGCUGAUGGCGGAUAGGCUGUGGGAUGAGGGGGAUGAGGGGGCGCAGCGGAGGGUGGGAGAGUCGUUUAGGGAGUUCUUGGGGUGGGAAUUGGCGAAUGAGGUUGAGGACGUGGGGUUGGGGGAUGAGUGCCAUCCCAUCGACCACGUGUGGGACCUUGUCAAGAAGGCCAGGCGGCGGCUGGAUUGCCUGUCGUCUUUCGAGACGGGCGGUGCUAAGGGCGGUGGAAAGGGAGCGGCGGUUGAUGACGGCAGGUUCUUCAUGCCGUCCGUCAAGGAAAUCAAGGGCCGCGGCAAGCAGCUCGCUAAGAUCUGCGCCGAGGGCGGUGGUUGGUGCGACUACCAUGGUCCGGACUGCGUCACUUAUGAUGAUGGCACCACAUUCAGGUCUGCCUUCCUGCGCGUGUACAGGAAACGUAUGCUGUUCAGGACGGGGAAAGGCUAUCUCGGCCUGGGGCCGGUCCAUACGAAACCUGGGGACAAGGUCGUUUUGGUGGCUGGUGCGAGGGUGCCGUUUGUGAUGAAGAGAAUCAAGGCGGAGAAGAGUAAGAACCAGGGGAGGUAUAAGUUGGUCGGAGAGGCGUACGUGCAUGGAAUUAUGCGUGGAGAGGCCUUGGGCUGUGGGGCGAAUUUUGAGAUGAUCGAGUUGGUUUGA
This is a messenger RNA of Diplodia corticola, 3129 nucleotides long. Its product is annotated as ankyrin domain protein. The record is from RefSeq and is a predicted model, not a curated record. NCBI's taxonomy places the organism in Eukaryota, Fungi, Ascomycota, Dothideomycetes, Botryosphaeriales, Botryosphaeriaceae. The transcript has a single exon. Gene Ontology annotation, molecular function: protein binding. Bases 1 to 3129 code for a protein of 1042 amino acids.